AUGCAACCGCAACGCCCGCUCCCCCAGGCGACGCCCGGCUCGUUGGGUCAGAACCUGCGCGACAUGGCCAUGGGGUUCGGCCGCGGCAAAAACCUCAUAGGGCCCAAUUUCGCCUACGGUUUCAUCCAGUCCCUCAAAGAGUGCCUCUACUUUCUGCUCUGUUGCUGGUGCAUCAAAGAAAUCUUGGACUGA
This is a messenger RNA of Chanos chanos (milkfish), 192 nucleotides long. It is a transcript of the gene lenep, whose product is annotated as lens epithelial protein. The coding region runs from base 1 to 192 and encodes 63 amino acids. The record is from RefSeq and is a predicted model, not a curated record. Gene Ontology annotation, biological process: multicellular organism development. NCBI's taxonomy places the organism in Eukaryota, Metazoa, Chordata, Actinopteri, Gonorynchiformes, Chanidae. The transcript has a single exon.